Messenger RNA from Heterobasidion irregulare TC 32-1, 1044 nucleotides. RefSeq lists its product as uncharacterized. The coding region runs from base 1 to 1044 and encodes 347 amino acids. NCBI's taxonomy places the organism in Eukaryota, Fungi, Basidiomycota, Agaricomycetes, Russulales, Bondarzewiaceae. Gene Ontology annotation, biological process: generation of catalytic spliceosome for second transesterification step; mRNA 3'-splice site recognition. The record is from RefSeq and is a predicted model, not a curated record. The transcript is spliced from 4 exons. Gene Ontology annotation, cellular component: post-mRNA release spliceosomal complex; Prp19 complex; catalytic step 2 spliceosome.
AUGGCUCGUAAUGAGGAGAAGGCGCAGUCUAUGCUCUACCGCUUCCGUGAAGCCCAAGCGGCAGAGCUUGGGCUAGGUACGCGGAGCGACCGACGUCCACGCAUGGCGAGCGCGUGCAAGAGCCUGCGUGACUGUGAGCGCUGGCGUGGCGAAAUUCUGCGAGAAAUCAGUCGAAAGGUAUCUAAAAUACAAGACGGUCAGUGUCCACACUGCAAUGGCGCGAGCUUCAAGUUAAUCUGUCGAAACACAGCUGGACUGUCAGACUACGAAGUCCGUGACCUGAACGAUGAUAUCAACAAAUUGAUGCGGGAGAAGAGGCAUUGGGAGAACCAAAUUGUGGCUUUGGGAGGCGCGAAUUACAGGCGAAAUGUAGCCAUGUUGGACGAUGACGGGCGGGAGGUUCCUGGAACGAAGGGAUACAAGUAUUUUGGAAGAGCAAAAGAGCUUCCCGGCGUCCGAGAGCUCUUCGAGAGUCGCAAAAAGGAAGAAGAUGAAGAAACAGCAACACAAAGCUUCUUCAGACGUUUCACGAACCAGGGACCAUCUUAUUUUGGCGAUUUGGACGAGGCGGAUGGAUCUUUAUUGCAAUACGAGCAAGACGCUGAACAAGAAGAGUGGAAUGAAGCCUAUGAGAAUCUGCGAGAAACGCUGGGUCUUCCAGCAGAUGAACCAAUACCAAAAAUACCUCGAUCAAACGUUUCACACCCAUCCCAAACGCUUCCCCCUUCUGACCCACCACCUUUAUCCUCUGACGCUAAACGCAAAGCACCAUCGGACGACAACGAUGAGAAAGACGAUAAUCAGAACUCUGAUGCAGCAAAACGAUCUAAAACAGACGCUGUCGUACCUUCGACAGGGUCGGAACGCCGAACAGCAGACCCGACGGAUGUGCUGGUGGCACAUGCCAGAGCGGCGGCAGCGUACAUACAGUUCUUGGAGCCAGAGAAUCUCCUUCCUCCCAAGAUGCCGUCGAAAGAGGAAAUGGAAGGUGUAUUGUUAGAGCUAAGAAAGAGGGCUCUUGUGGAUGAGUAUUUUGGGAACUAG